Symbiodinium sp. CCMP2456 is the source of this 2049-nucleotide messenger RNA. Lineage: Eukaryota; Dinophyceae; Suessiales; Symbiodiniaceae. The record is from the annotation of a GenBank genome assembly.
AUGUCAGCAUGCUGCGAUUUCUUAUUGGCUGCAAGCUUGCCUCAUGCAUGGCACUCUGCCAUGGAUGCGGCAGAACGCACAGGUUGUGCAGCCGGUAUCACCAAACUCUUCGAAGCUUGGUGGCCUGGUCGUCCUGCAGUGCGCCAUUCGCCUGAGGAGCUUCCGCGAGUUUGCAAGUUUGCUUCCUUGUGCGAUGCCCGACCAGUGGCCAACGCACCGAAGCUGAAGGAUGACUCGCGUCUUGAUCCCUGCAAGCAGGUGUUGCCGAACAGCAGCAGGCUACUAAAUGCUGAAAACUUUGCAGCCGGCGACUUUGUCGUGCUUGGAAACGAUGUGCAUCCAGAAUUUCGAGGUGCUGCAGCAGUUGUCCUCGAUGUCACGCCAAUUGAUUGCAUGGUGGCCGUGUUGGAUCCGUCGCGAACUUUCAAGAUCGGGGAGUGCCACGCGGCAUUCCGCGCUUUGCGUACGAUUCACAGAGACUGGCGCUUGGGAACUCGCCAUAUCAUUGGCGGCCUGCAGAGCAGCAAGAUGCAGCAUCUUAACGGCUUGACUGCCACGGUUCGAGAACAUCGUCGAUAUGGUCAUCCAUGCUUCUUGCCAAAGCCGGAGGGAGACAGCAAGCUGAGGCUCUGCGUGAGAUGGGAGAAAACGACGGAGACCAGCGCAGGUGCUUCAGGAGCCUUGCUUCUGGAGCCACGUUUUCUGGCUUUGUAUCUCAAGAAUCUACCAGACACCACCCGAUGCCACGACACCAUACUUAGUGAGCGUGUUCCAGAAGAAGGCGCACCCUCUCGCACUCUGCUCACAUCGAAACGGUGUGCGUGUCCCCCAGCAUCGUUUGAGGGAAAGGCCCGGCUGGAGCUGUCUUCCAGUCUGCAAGCAAUUGAAGAGAUGGAACCGUCAUCGAACCACAUGUCGAAGGUCGAAGGUCCAGUGCCAUGCCGGCCAAUUCCAACUUGCACUGGCGGCUUUCUGGCAAUGCUGUCCUGGCUUGUCGGGGCGCACACGCGACACGUGGAGGAGGAGUUUCCGACAGUGAUCCGCUUGUCAUCUGUCUUGGCAGCCACUGAUCCACCGCCUCGCGAGCGGCUGUCAUGGCUGCUGCCUAUUGCCGAGAUGAGUACAGGUGCAGAUGAAGCAGAUUCCGAACUCGUGUCUGAGCUCACCGGCAGCAUUCAACCAUUCCAUGAGCUGGAGCCAGGCGAUCUUGUGAUGCUGGACUGCUCUCAAUCUUCGAAGUUCAGUUUAUGCCCAGCAGUGGUCACAGGUGUCGACAUACCCAACUGCACGCUCGCGGUUCUGGACGACUCAAGAAGCAUUUUUGUCCGUGAGUGUCGAGCAAACCUUGGAGAAGUCAUUCCAGUACACUCCGAGUGGCGACUGGGCACACAUGUUGUCCUGGGAGGCCUCCAGAGCAGCCACAUGAUACACCUCAAUGGUUUGUCUGCUGUGAUUUGUCCUCACAGACGCCACGGCCACCCUUGUUUUAUUCAGAAGCCUAGUGCACCCAACACUGGCGACUGGCUGACGCUUUGCAUCCGGUUUGAUAACCCCGAAAAAUCCUCUAUGCAUGCGGUGCUGCUGGAGCCGCGAUUUUUGUCACCGUUGGAUGGCCGAUCCCUGCCGUCUCCAAGGGCCUCGGAAUGUUUCACGCCUCCGAGGUCCGGGAUGUCAAUUGGUGCACUACAACGAUCGACCUCGUGGGCGGUUUAUGCGCGACAGAAUUCUUUGUCAUCCCAGAGCUCGUACAGCAAGCAGCUUUCCGGUGCCUCUCAAGGCAGCCAGAACUGCAGGCUUCCGCUGCAACGGUCGAUGAGCCUUCAAAGCCAGAAGCUCCAGAAGCAGCCGACGGUCCCGUCUCGAAGUCAGUCCUCCUCGACUGUGACGGGCAGCGCCAUGAGUCAAGCUUCGUCACCAUCGGCAACAUCAGGUGGCUCGAGGGCAAGCCUGCGAGAGAGGAUGCCAGAGGCUGAGCUCAUAAAGGAACUCCGGGAGCUGAAGGAAUCGCUGAAGAUCAUGACCAUGGAGCGAAGCCAACAGAGUCUUUGA